AUGCUCCCUAGGACUAGAAUUCCGCGCCCAUUCCCUCAAACCACCGACAUUAACAAUCUCGCAAGAGAUUUUCGUCUCAAUGACUUGAACGUCGAAAGGCUCCCAAACGGGCGAGUUAGAGUAUCCGAUAGACCAAGACCCAAUACAGAUCACCAAUGGAACGACCCACUCCAACAUCAAGAUCUACCACAACCAUCAUCAACAACCAGUCAUCAAUCCCAACCACCCGUGGCAAUGCCUCCUGCAUCAAAACCAGCAGUCGCUCUCACAAGGAAGUCGACUCACUCGACUUACACGUAUAUCCCACCUGCGGCUGCAAAAUACAUACUAUGGGAUUCAACACCAACGGCAACUCCUCAAAUUGUAGCUCCUCAUCAUCUAAUACCAAAGCAAGUUAGACUACAUAUGCCUGCUGCAAAAGCUUUGGCGGCCUACCUGAAACGACAUGCUUCAAAAGGUUUUCUACUCGGCAGAAACUUGCCUGACAGAGGAGGAAUCAUUGCUGACAGGUUUGAUCCCGGCCGAUUAGAAGGAGGUCCUACCGUGGUAAUAAAAGGAGAUGUCGCAAUUCGAGUGACUUCUUUGGAUAAUGUAGACGAAACUCUGUUACAGGCACGUUCUAGAAGGGACACUGAAGGAUACAAUUGGUUUACUUCGGAUGACUCUGGAGAUGUAGAUCUUAGCAAAGGAAUGCCCUGUUUCGUCGUUUCCACUAUGGUUGACGAUGAAUUGACGCUCGAAUACAAACAAGUUUGCCCUGCAGUUACUAUAAGAUACAUUCCGAUUGCGCCUUUGCGUUUGGUGCCAGGAACUCUUACUUCUGAUUUGGUUAAGAGACAAGAUUCUUCAGAGCCCUUCCGCAUGGGCUAUAUAACUAUCGACAAUGCUCGCAUGAUAUUACCCAUCGUAUCAUCAGAUCCCAUGAAGACUGAAUUACCAUUAGCAGGAAUAUGGAUCAAGAACGUCAUCACCAUCAAAGAUCCCCGUGUCUAUUUGGCUUGUACCAAGUUUGCCCAAUAUAGCAAUAACCGACUUGGACGAAUGUCAAUAUCAUCCAUCCUAGUAGCGGUGUUUCCCAGUGAUGGACAUGAAGAAGCUGCUUCCACGACCUUUUACGAGUGCCAUGUCGAAUUCAGAGAAGAACAGUCUUGUAUGUUCAAUGGUCGCGCCUGUAUCUCAUUCGAAAGCGACAAUACUGUUGCAUGUUCGAUGGAUGUCAAAGAGGUACCGAUGACGGACGACUCAUGGCGAUCUUCCAUUGAAAAGUUUUAUAAAAUAAAACUGGACAUAUCUGACCCCGAGCCUGUAAUAAAUGCCGGAGACUCAUUGCCAGAAGCAACGGAUAAGAUGAAUGAACCAGUCGCAGUACCAGAGAACGUGGGGCCAUCGGAAUCUAAUGCUUUACCCCUCGACGACUCAACCAAGACACUCAUACCGCCAACACCGGAACCAAUAUCGGUGCCCGAGCACUCCAAAAAUGAUGGUAUAGUGGAGUCGACAAGCUCUGGCAGUGUAUCGACAACAGCACCUAUGGACUCAGGUUACAUGCUCCUCCAGCAGCAGCAGCACCUCUGGAUGUCGUUGCUACAACAUCAAAUAGAUACACUGCGAGCUCAGUUUGUUGGAAGUGCUUCUAUUGCACAAAUGCCAUCGCCGCCCUUUGUCCCAUACAUGUCAAAUCCUAUAAAUACGUCAUCAUCAAUACCACCACCAACCAACAACACAGCAGAUUGCACGACUCUACCCGUAGUAAUAAGGAAAUCCCCUCAACAAGUAUCAACAUCGUGUCAGACUGUAUUGUUAGGUGCACCACAGACAGAAGGUGUUGACGGUAAUAAACCGGAACUAGUAGCGAAUGACACGAAUGAAAUACGCACCAAGUCAGUAGCUACCAAUACCACAUUUAUAGCUACCGAGAUUAGAAGGUGCUCUGUAGCCACAAAUACGUCUUGGAUUGAAGAUACUCCACUCGAAGAUAAAAAGCCAGAAAAAUCCAUGCCAUCCUUGUCAUUAGCUGAUGCUUCCGUAUUAAAUAGAGAUAUACGCCAGCAACACGAAUAUGAAGUCGCUACAGAUACUGGGAGUAACUACCAUCCCCUCUUCAAGUAUUCACCUAUCGAGCCAGAUGAGCUACCGUCACUCGGUGGAAUGGUCGGUUUGGACCAUGCUGCAGAUGAUGGCAUCGCGUAUGCAAGUGGUAUAAAAGAAACCAGUAGCAUCAUCAAAGAGGGGACUGGUGUCAAGAAGGGUUGGGAAGGCAGUUUGUCGAGAAUCGAUAUACAUGACGACGAACCAAACUCGUUGGAUCUGUCGCCAAUAGCAACAGGAGUAGCCACCGAUAAAACAGAAGAGCUGCGAGACGAAGGACCUGUAGAGAUUAUCGCACGACUAGCCAAGAACCCUGAACAGAGUUUCAUUUUUGUGCCGCCAAAGGAGGAUGAAUCCAAGGAAGGUAGUAGUGAUAGUGACGACUGUGCUGGACUGUUUUUCAAUGCUUCCAAUGACUCUAGUAUGGAGAAACACGUCGCGAACGUGUCUGAUGAAACAUCUGCAGAAGCCUUCUCAUUAUCGACACUACAAUAUUUGAACAAGUAUAAUUUACGGAUAGUAGUUGCGUUACGCUGCACCAAGUUUCCAUCAUCGGCUUAUACACGUACUAGUCGUUUGCAUCUUGCACCCCAAAUCGUCAAAGUACAACAUCAAACACGAGGAAUCCAAGCACCACGGACAGUCGAAGCUCUCGAAGUUUCAGCAUUACGAGCUCUUUUUGAUUUUGCUGACGUACAAGGAAUCGCUGUAAAGACCCACAACAUGACUAAAGCCACAAUAAUUGAUGGCAAAGUCAUCGCAGAUGCUCUUCGGGAAGGGCUUCAAAUAGAAGUCGAAGAAAUGGGACUAAAGCACCACGGCUACAAGCCUCAUCUUGUCGUUAUACAGGUCGGUGCUCGUGAAGAUUCGAGCAUCUACGUGAGGAUGAAGAAUCAGGCUGCCAGCAAGCUCUUGUCGUUGAUUCACUCCUUCAAUCAAGACCCAACGGUACACGGUGUCAUUGUACAGUCUCCUAUACAAUGUACAACUGGCGCUGAAGAAAGAAUUGUCAUGGAGGCCAUAGAUCCUAGAAAGGACGUCGAUGGUCUUCAUUCUGCAAACAUUGGUCAACUCGCAAAACGUGAAACCGAGCCGCUGUUUCGUCCUUGUACGCCCAAGGGUAUUAUGAAGCUUAUUGAGAGUACUGGCGUAAAAAUAUCUGGAAAACGAGCAGUGGUUGUGGGUCGAAGCAACAUUGUGGGAAUGCCAAUUGCACAUAUGCUACAAGCCGAAAACGCCACCGUCACUCUCUGUCAUUCAAAAACAGAAAACCUGGAAGAAAUCGUCAAAACUGCCGACAUUCUAGUAGCAGCAGUAGGCAAGGCCAAUCUGAUUCAAGGAUCAUGGAUUAAACCAGGUGCCAUAGUCAUUGAUGUUGGCACCAAUGCUGUUCCAGACUCAACCAAAAAGAGCGGUAUCAAAUGGGUCGGUGACGUUGAAUUUAGUACAGCUUCAGCUGUAGCAUCAGCCAUCACUCCUGUACCUGGAGGUGUUGGACCUAUGACCGUCGCCAUGCUACUAGAAAACACGUUUUUGAGUGCUCAGCGCUUUGUACAAGGCUUCAAAUCUCCUAUGGAGUAUCUAUCACUCGAUCUCAAGGUACCCGUACCAAGUGAUAUCGAAAUUGCAUCUGCUCAAACUCCAAAACCUAUUAAACGAGUCGCUGAAGAGCUAGGUCUUUUUGAAAGUGAAUAUGAGCUCUAUGGUCAAAGCAAAGCUAAGGUUGGACUGUCUGUAUUACAGCGUUUGAGUCACCGUCGAGAUGGAAAUUAUGUAGUAGUCGCUGGAAUUACCCCAACACCACUGGGUGAAGGAAAGUCUACAACAACCGUAGGCUUGUGUCAAGCCCUUGGUGCUCAUUUGAAACGAACUGCCUUUGCUUGUGUACGUCAACCAUCGCAAGGCCCCACUUUUGGUAUCAAAGGUGGUGCAGCUGGUGGUGGUUACUCCCAAAUCAUUCCUAUGGACGAAUUCAAUUUGCAUCUGACUGGUGACAUUCAUGCUGUUGCAGCUGCCAAUAACCUGCUAGCUGCAGCCAUUGACGCACGCAUGUUCCACGAAAAGACGCAGUCAAAUGAGGCUUUAUUCAAUCGAUUGUGUCCAGCCAAGAGAGGCGUUAGAAAAUUCGCUCCAGUCAUGUUGAAGAGACUGGCCAAGUUGGGCAUUGAGAAAACCAACCCAGAUGAUUUGACUCCUGAAGAACGAGGUCGCUGGGCCAGAUUGGAUAUAGAUCCAUCCACAAUCACUUGGCAACGCGUAGUCGAUGUAAAUGACCGUUUCCUUCGUCGUAUCGAGAUUGGUCGAGGCAAAGAAGAAAAGGGCCAUGAACGUGAGACUGGAUAUGAUAUAGCAGUUGCUAGUGAGGUUAUGGCUGUUUUGGCAUUGACGACUAGUGUGGCUGAUAUGCGAGAACGUCUGGGUCGAAUGGUUGUUGCUAGCUCUCGAGCUGGUGAUCCCGUGACUGCAGAUGAUAUUGGUAUUGGAGGUGCCUUGACGGUGUUGAUGAAGGAUGCCAUCAAGCCAAACUUGAUGCAAACGUUAGAGGGAACACCCGUAUUUGUGCAUGCUGGACCAUUUGCCAAUAUUGCUCAUGGGAAUUCGUCUAUAUUGGCAGAUCGUAUCGCUUUGAAGUUGGCUGGUACCGAAGAUAAUAUAGAAGACAAGCCUGGAUUUGUAGUUACUGAAGCAGGCUUUGGUGCUGAUAUUGGUAUGGAAAAGUUCUUUGAUAUCAAGUGUCGAUAUUCUGGACUGGUUCCGAACGCAGUAGUUCUUGUUGCUACUGUCAAGGCUCUCAAGAUGCAUGGAGGUGGACCUGAUGUUGUACCAGGCAAACCAUUACCUGAAGAAUAUUCCAAAGAGAAUCUGCCAUUGUUGCAAGCUGGAUGUGGAAACAUGGUGAAACAUAUUCAAAAUGCUCGCAAGUUUGGAGUACCAGUCUUAGUAGCCAUCAAUCAAUUCAGUUCUGAUACUCCAGCAGAGUGGGAGUUGAUUCAAUCUGAAGCAAUUAAAGCUGGUGCUUUCGCUGCUUGCUUAUGUGCUCAUUGGGCAUUAGGUGGUGCUGGUGCGGUCGAUUUGGCAAACAAGCUGGUCGAAGCAUGUGAUGGUCAUAAGGCUCAGGAUAACUUCCGAUUCCUGUAUGACCUGAACUUGCCCAUAGAAGACAAGAUCCGAACAAUUGCUCGAGAAAUGUAUGGGGCAGCCGAUAUUGAAAUACUAGAAGAAGCACGACGUAAGAUCGAUAUGUAUACAGCUCAGGGAUUCUCUGGUCUACCAAUUUGUAUGGCCAAAACCCACUUAUCUCUCUCGCAUGACCCAAAGUUGAAAGGCGUCCCCACUGGAUUUGUCGUUCCAGUACGUGAUAUUCGUGCCAGUGUUGGUGCUGGUUUCCUGUAUCCAUUACUCGGAACGAUGAGUACUAUGCCAGGACUCCCAACACGCCCAUGCUUUUACGACGUUGAUCUCGACCCAGAAACGGGUACACAAGACCACAUGCAACGUCACGUAUGUAGCAGAUCUCAAGCUGGCUUUAGAGUCUUGGGGUUCGCCUCUGCUGCUGCCACCAAGGGCUGGGUUACAAGAUUCCAAUCGUAUAAUACAAUUGGAACACUUCCACAGGCAAAUUUUGGAUCUAGUGGUCUCCCAACAAUGGAACAAGUGCAUCAGUUUGAAAAGAAUGGAUUCGUUACUGUACAAAAUGUGUUUGAUUCAACAUUUUGUCAAAACGUGAAUGGAGCUGUAGACAAGUGCUUUUUGGGUGAAUUUGAAACCGCUGACUACCCUGAUGAAUGGUAUUAUCGAGAAGGGAUGACCUUGCCUUAUGUGACUCGUGAGAUAUGUAAUGGGUGGAAAUCAAACAGAACAAUCGCCAAGCUGGUCCUGAACGAAGCAAUUGGGAAGUUCGCCAGUACUCUUAUGAAAUGGGACGGAACAAGGAUUGGCAGCGACUCGAUAUGGCUGAAACCAGGCGCGAGUGCCGGAACGCCAGGCAAAGAAAUAGCAUACCAUGUAGAUGAUCAAUACAUGCAAGGAAGUCAUAAAUGGACGAAACGUGUAGAGCUAGCCGCUUCAGAGUUCCACGCUCCAAAUCACGAUUUCAGGUCUAGCAUGGAGAAAGCUGCACUGGCGAAUGGUGUGUCAUUGGAACAAAUACCAUCCCUCCUACACAAAGUUACACUACCAGCUGGGUCCCUAUCAUUUCAUCAUGGAGGCAUGUGGCAUGGAAGUGGCAAGAACAUCACGCCCAACUUUCGAAGGAGCAUUGGCCUCCAUCUGAUACCUUCAAACUCGACUUUCAGUACAGAGCCAUCUGGUUACAUUUUCGGCCGGUAUAAAAAACUUGGAAGCUUAGACAUGGACGAGGCAUUCUUCCCUGUUACAUGGACGAAAACAGGAGGUCGCAGCAAACACUUGGAAGAAUAUUUGAAUGUCUAA
This is a messenger RNA of Synchytrium microbalum, 6519 nucleotides long. RefSeq lists its product as uncharacterized. The coding region runs from base 1 to 6519 and encodes 2172 amino acids. Gene Ontology annotation, cellular component: cytosol. Gene Ontology annotation, biological process: tetrahydrofolate interconversion. The transcript has 22 exons. NCBI's taxonomy places the organism in Eukaryota, Fungi, Chytridiomycota, Chytridiomycetes, Synchytriales, Synchytriaceae. The record is from RefSeq and is a predicted model, not a curated record. Gene Ontology annotation, molecular function: formate-tetrahydrofolate ligase activity; methylenetetrahydrofolate dehydrogenase (NADP+) activity; ATP binding.